CUGGCCGUCCUGCCAGCUGGCACUUCUGUGCGGCCGCUGUGCAUCCCUGCAUCCGCCUGGGAUCCCUUCCCACCCGCUUCAUCCGGGAGCUUUGACCAGUUUGCAGGACUGGGAACCCUGGAGCUUUCUGUGCUGAGCUGGAAAGGAUGGGGACCAGCACGUCGUCGCCGUGGGGGAAGCCGGCAGCCGCUCCCCUGAGUCAGAUCCAGAAGAGUGCCAGUCACAAAUGCAUGUGUGACACGUACUGCUAAGAUGAAAUGCAGAAAUGAAAGCCACACGUCCGUGUCCGUAUUCUCAGAUGUGAUUAGCUGUACUUGAUCAUGUUUUUAUGCUACUGACCUAUAAAAAAAAACUAAAGAGGGUUUUUAAAUAUGCUUAGAUUUAGACACCUGGGACCUCCUACCUCGAUACUUCUGGGAUGACCUGGGACGUCACAAGGAGAGAUUUUAUCACAGCCCAUUCACACCGCGUCUGAGCCCUCCGCCUGGAUUCAUACUUCCUUCAUUGGCGCCUGUCACCGGACACUUUGCCUCCCGGGAUGGCGGACAGUCUCCCUACAGAGUUUGAUGUAGUUAUUAUCGGGACAGGUUUGCCCGAAUCCAUCCUUGCGGCUGCAUGUUCGAGAAGUGGACAGAGAGUUCUCCAUGUCGAUUCGAGAAGUUACUAUGGAGGAAACUGGGCUAGUUUCACCUUCUCAGGAUUGCUCUCCUGGUUGAAGGAGUGUGAGCAAGACAGUGAGGCUGGGGACAAAAGCCCUGCUGCCUGGCACAACCUGAUCCAUGACACAGAAGAAGCCAUCGCUCUGCGUAGCAAGGAUGACACCAUCCAACACGUAGAAGUGUUCUGUUACGCCAACGAGGACACGGGUGACAGUACUGAAGAGACUGAUGCUUUGCAGAAAAAUCCUUCCUUGGUAGCAUCUGGUACCCUCACUGAACCUCUGGAUUCUGCACGCCUGUCCGAAGAAACACACUCAGACAGUACUAGCCCCGAAAUGCCUGCCAAAGACACUCCACAGCAUGAUGGAGAAAUUUUACCGGAAGUAACCGAUAGAGAGGAAACUCAGGUGACAGAAAAAGACUGUGGAGAUAAGACUUGUAUACACCCAGUUUCAGAUGGAGCUAAGGAUGAAAAUAAACCUAUGGCAGAAGACAACACGGAUCAACCAAAGAGAAAUAGGAUUACUUACUCUCAGAUAGUUAAAGAAGGCAGGAGGUUUAACAUCGACUUGGUCUCAAAGCUGCUGUAUUCUCAAGGCUCGCUGAUUGACCUUUUGAUCAAAUCCAACGUUAGUCGCUACGCUGAAUUUAAAAAUGUCACCCGGAUUCUCGCAUUUCGAGAGGGGAAGGUAGAACAGGUGCCUUGCUCCCGAGCGGAUGUCUUUAACAGCAAAGAACUCAGCAUGGUAGAGAAGAGGAUGCUGAUGAAGUUUCUGACCUUUUGCUUAGACUAUGAACAGCAUCCUGGGGAGUACCAGGAUUUCACCCAGCGCCCCUUUUCCGAGUACUUAAAGACUCAGAAGCUAACCCCCAACCUCCAGCAUUUCAUCCUGCACUCGAUCGCAAUGACAGAGCCAUCCUGCUCCACAGUAGACGGCCUGAAAGCAACCAAGCACUUCCUGCAGUGCCUCGGGCGGUACGGCAACACUCCGUUCUUAUUCCCCUUGUACGGCCAGGGAGAAAUCCCCCAGUGUUUCUGCAGGAUGUGUGCCGUCUUUGGUGGCAUCUAUUGUCUCCGCCACAGCGUCCAGUGCCUUGUGGUUGACAAGGAAUCGGGAAGAUGUGAAGCAGCCAUAGACCAGUUUGGUCAGAGAAUAAGUGCGAAGUGUUUUAUAGUGGAGGAUAGCUACCUCUCCGAGGAGACGUGCGCAGGCGUGCCGUACAAGCAGAUCUCCAGGGCCGUGCUCAUCACAGAUCAGUCCUUGCUCAGGGCAGAGUCCGACCAGCAGAUUUCCAUCCUGACGGUCCCCCCAGCGGAACCGGGCGCGCGUGCCGUUCGGGUCGCUGAGUUAUGUUCUUCGACCAUGACGUGCAUGAAAGACACCUACCUGGUGCAUCUGACCUGCUCAUCUGCUAACACAGCCAGAGAAGACUUGGAACCAGUCGUGCAGAAGUUGUUCACCCCCUCGGCGGAGCCAGACGUGGACAAGGCAGACCCUGCGAAGCCACGGCUCUUGUGGGCUCUGUACUUUAACAUGAGGGAUUCCUCGGAGGUCGGCAGAAGCUCCUACAACGGCUUACCUUCCAACGUGUAUGUCUGCUCGGGGCCUGACUGUGGCCUGGGAAACGAACACGCGGUCAGGCUCGCUGAAGCCCUUUUCCAGCAGAUCUUCCCAGGGGAAGACUUCUGCCCCGCACCCCCAAACCCAGAAGACAUCAUCUUCGAUGGGGAUGACAAGCAACCAGAGGCUCCUGGGACCAACGAUAUCAUCAUGGCCAAACUAGACUCCUCCGAAGGAAGCCAGAACCUAGAAAGCCCGGGACAGCAUCUUCAGAAUUAGGAAACAAGAAAAGGAAACCGGAAAUGCUACUUUGGGCCUUCGUCCCAGCAUCCGAAUAUUCUCAUUUAAAGGACAGUGCCCUAUAUGAGUAAUUAGAAGUGGUUAUGUGAUGAGCUAUGCUAUUAGUCACUGGAUGUCUGUUAACCUGUCAGUAACUGAUUGAUUAGUUAUUGGACUGUUUUUGUUCGUUUCAGAUGUACUCUGUGAUCCAGCAUCUGAAACAGGGUUAGCUUUAUUUUAGUAUUGGGUGUAUAGGUGAGGGUUCCCUAUUAGCAACUGUGCUUAAAGGAAGGUUAUAUUGUAUCUGCUAAUGAUUUUCAGAUUUUAAUCUUGUCUACAAUGACAGUGUCUAAAGGAUAUUUUACUUUGCAGCUAAAACAGUUGCUACCACCUCUGAGUAAAACACACACACAGUAAAUUAUGUGGCUCUUUUGUAUAUAAUAUAAACAUAUUUAUGGUAGCAAUAGCAACUAAUGCAAGUGCCAAUAUCAAAUACAUUUGUCUAAUUAAAAUACUAGCUUUGCAUGAUCCUUUAUUUGUGAAGGUCUGAUGUUUGCAGUGUCUUACUGUUGAAUUCUCCUAAUCCACCCUUGAAACCCAGAAGGCAACGUCACCACCACCAUCUUCUAACAUUAGAACAAGUGCCAGGAAGUCCAGUUACUAGUUGAAGAGCUCAUUCUUGGGCGAUCCCGACAAAAAAAAUGUAGGGGAGAAGAUUCGUUCUGAUUAAAUAUUUGAGAAAAUUUCUGCAGGACCCUGGCACCUAAAAGAGGAGCUUCCAACCAGUAACUCAGGCAAAGAGAAAAAAUAAAUUGCUCUAGGAACCAGAUACUUCAGAAUGACCGUUUUGAAAUCCCCAAGGAGGAACCAAGUGAGUCCACUUGAACCUGGGGUUCACUUGCCCAGCCUUCUCGGUGAGGGUGAGCAUUCCUCCUUGCCGGCUCGAGCACCGUAAUUCGCAGCAUGAACUGCAGCUGACGGGAGUGAAUCUGAGCAGGACGUACCACAUCCCUUUGGUUGUGUCCCGCCCCCCAAAUAGAGAACCACCUUCAUCAUCGCUCUGCCUCUUGGCUGUUAUCUAUCCAGGGGAGAGAAAUACAUAGUUUCCCAGACCCAUCAGGAGUCGUAAAGCUUUUAGUCCAGUGAUGGAGUCCAGCUGUGGAGCCGUAAAAAGAGGUAAACCUCUCCCUUCCAGUCCCCUUUGCAUUCCUCAGUGAGAAUGGGCAUCCUGUAGGAAGAGAGCCCAUCAGUGAGAGUUUCUGUUCCAGAAAUGAGCCCUGACUGUGUGCUGGCCACUUACCGUGCUCUCUCAUUGCGGCUUCUCACCCCUCAGAGGCAGAUGUUGUUGAACACAUUUUCAAAGCGGAAAUCAAGACUUCAUUCAUCAUUUUCUCUGAGUCUGGUAUAUGGAAGAGCCAGCGUCGGAAUCCAGGCUUUCGUGACUUCAUAAUCCUUCCAUGAACGUUAACUUAGAAGAAUGCAGAUUCCCUAGGAGGAGGGCAAAUGCCCCUGGACGUCAGUCUGUUGUAGCUGGUGAAGGAAAGGAGACAGGAAUUGGUCUCCGCUCAUUCCUGAAUCGGAGAAACGGGAAGAUUAGGAGUAAACAUAAAGAUAGCUUAGAGCUGUGGACCUCAUUGAGACAGAAUUUGGCUAAGUUUUAACAGAGGAAUGCUUGUUAAUCAUGUGUCUUUUGAUCUGAACACCAUGUCACGAGAAAACAGAUGUACGAAGCCAAAAGAUGCUCUGAGUCGUUGGUUGCUGUUCUAUGUGUGGAAAAUGAAACAAGAAAGAUGAAGUCGCUUAUACCUUCCUGAACGUAGAGAAGUCAUAAAUUGGUAUUAUAUGUUUUUUUGAAUAUAGCAAAGUGAUAUUAUUGGGUGGAUCCUAAAUUUUAAGUCCAGCCAAAAUGCCUGAAAUAGAUCUAAAAAUUAGUCAUUAAAAUGAAAAUGAAUUUAAGAUGAUAAAUAAGAUGGAGGUGAAGGUAAUCCAGACCUAUUGAAAAAAUUUUUCAAUAAGAAUUUGAAAAAAGGAACAGUGAGAAGUUGCAAAAUAUUGUAGAGCCAAACAUAAUGUAAACGAGAAAAGUGAAGUUAUGACCAAUACAAAGCCUUAAAAAAUUAGGGAAUAUUAUAACAUAGUAUAAUUUUUGGAUGAGUUAGAAUCUUACACUAAUGGGCUUAUUGGUGUAGUUUUUCAAAUGUUCAAAGAAUAAAUAAUAUCUAUAUAUCAUAAAAGAUGAUAUGCUUAUAUUUGCAUUUUGAGGCAAAUAUGGCCUCAGUACUAGAAGUCAAACAUUUUGAAGGAACAGUCAUUCUGAACAGAUGCAAAAUAUUGUCAAAUAAUACACAACAAGUAAAAUGCAGGCAUAGCUCAUUUUAUUGUACUUUGCUUUAUGGCGCUUUGUAGAUGUGUUGUUGUUUUUUACAAAUCGAAAGUAAGACCCUCCACUAGCAAAAAGAUUAUGACUUGCAUUUUUUAGCAAUAAAGUAUUUUUGUAGACAUAAUGUUCACACUUAAUAGUGUAAACAUAGCUUUUAUAUGCACUGGGAAACAAAAAAAAGUUAAUGUGACUUCACUUUAUUGUCAUACUAGAGGCCCGGUGCACAAAAUUUGUGCACGGGUAGGGUUCCUAGGCCUGGCCAGCGAUCAGGGCCGAUCUGUGGGGCAAGGCAAUCGGGGGGCCCCCGCUGGCACCCACCUUGGCCAGCCUGGGGCCUGUGGGCUGGGGACAGCUCCUGCGUUGAGCAUCUGCCCCUGGUGGUCAGUGUGCAUCAUAGAGACCAGUUGUUCCGCCGUUCGGUCAGUUUGCAUAUUAGGCUUUUAUUAUAUAGGCUAUGCUUUAUUGUAUAACCAAUCCCACAAUAUUCUCUGAGGUAUGCCUGCAACUAGUUACUAUGAUUCAGGAUUACAACAGAGCAAAUUAGUAAAAAAUUCAAUUUAUUAACUACAGAUAACUAAAAAUCUGAACAUUUAUCAUGCAUAUUUGAUUUAAUUAUCUCUGGUAAUGAUUUUGUUGGUUUCUCAUAGUGUGAUAAAAUCAAGAACUAACAUCUUCCCUAUUGGGGAAAUACACAGGAAAUAUUUCUCAAGCAGAAAUCAAGCAGUCUUGACACAGUUUUUACGUGCAUAUGGUUCAAGGAGCUUGCAAUGAGCAUUCCCAAGAUGAGAGACAAGAGCAGAAAGCAGCACAAUGUUUUCUGGAACAUGGCUUUGUAACUAGUGAAACUUAUAGAACAUACUGACAAUAGAAGACUAAUUCAGGAAGUUGUGGGAUAUGGAUUCAUUUAAAACAUCUCAUUUCUAGACUCCCAACAGUGAUGAACUAACAUUUAAAAAGUUUGAAUAUUAAUAUAUAUGAACCAUUUAAGGAAUAUUACACAAUUACAUUGGGAUAAGUUAAGAUCGAUGCUUAUAUAGAAGCAGGUGGAAGGAACUGCACCCUGGUGCAGUGGAAAAGAAGGAAUAGGGAGUCUGAAAACCAAAAUUACAGCCCUCACCUCACUACUUACUGUGGUAUAAUCUCGGGGAAAUCACUCCUAGCUUCUAUUUCACAUCUAUAAAAUAGCUACUUUGCAGCAUUAUCCUGAGGAUUAAAUCAUAUGUGAAAUGUCCAAAGGAAUGGCAGUCGGUGACUUUCAUAUGUAGCUUUACUACACUGCCACUUCACACUCCUAGUGGAUGCUUUAGAUAAUUUGACAGUAUUGUGAUAAAUGACUUAGGGAGAUAAUCAAGCCAAGAUAUAUAUUUUUUAAUUUAGGGGGGAAAAUGGGAGUCUCAUACUUCAAAUUCUUAAAAAUGUGCUAUUAAGCAGCCUUUCUAAGUAUACUAUGUACUGAGUAGAAAAUUUAAGACUAAUAAGCCAAUUGGAAAGAAAUACAUACUAAGGACUGGUGGAAAGACUAGCUAGAUGUCAGUAUGGAAAAAGAAAUUAGAUCCAAAUCAUAUAAUAACAAUCCAUUCCAGGUGAAUUAAAAUGUUAAAUACCAAGGUAAAAAUAAAAACACUGCAUUUCUCAUCCCAGUAAUGGUACAAAGGAAACUUGAUGGCAAUGACAAUCAUGAUUGACAGGUAGAUGAGAUUAAGUAAAUGAAGAAUGUACUAAACAGAAGAGGAAGAUGAGAUGGGUUUUUUAAAAGCGACUUGCAUUAUAUAUGGAUCAAGGGCUUAAUGUUUUUUAAAAGGAGAGAUGCAAAUCCAUAAGGUUUUCUACUCUACCAGGCAAAUUUAUUGAAAGGAUUGGUGCAAAUGAAAAAAUACAAAUAAAUUCUUAGGAUGACAUUGAGAUUUCCUGGUAUUAAAAAUGCAAAUUGGAACAACUUUGACCUAAUUUCUACUAGUUCAUGCUAGUAGCAAAAGUUUUCAACUGCAUGUUCUGCAUAAUAGUAGUAUUCUGUUAGUAGAUUUUAAAAGAACUAUUUAGAAAAACGUAAGAGCUCUAUAAUCACUACUUUUGAUAGCUCUAACUCAUUUUAAGAAGCAUAUAUCCAGGAAAAUAAAAGUAAAAGAUUAAUUGUCUAAAGAUAUUUCUAGUAAUUCCAUUCAUUUGAUUUUUUUUUAAGCCCAAUAAUUGGGAAAUGUAUAAAUAAGGUUUUGUAUAUUGCUAUCAAAAACUGUUAUGUAGACAAAUAAUAUUUAUAUAUGUAAAAUUGUAUGGAAAAGUGUUUAAAUGAGACUCAAAGUGUUAGAACAUAAGUUGUAUUUACUGAUUAUAUUCAUGUACAUUGAGAAUCAGAAGAAAAUGUGAUUAAUUGGAACUUAACAUUAAGAGGUCUUUAUUUUUUUCUGUAAAAUACUGAUGUGUGCAAUGAAAAAUAAAAGAUUAAUGGUAUAAUGGUA
Molecule: messenger RNA, 7336 nt
Organism: Eptesicus fuscus (big brown bat)
Lineage: Eukaryota; Metazoa; Chordata; Mammalia; Chiroptera; Vespertilionidae
Gene: CHML
Product: CHM like Rab escort protein
Exons: 3
Coding region: 539-2500 (653 amino acids)
Biological process (GO): small GTPase-mediated signal transduction; protein geranylgeranylation; vesicle-mediated transport
Cellular component (GO): cytosol; Rab-protein geranylgeranyltransferase complex; nucleus
Molecular function (GO): GDP-dissociation inhibitor activity
Source: RefSeq, a predicted model, not a curated record